Messenger RNA from Fomitiporia mediterranea MF3/22, 1436 nucleotides. RefSeq names its product argininosuccinate synthetase. Bases 79 to 1353 code for a protein of 424 amino acids. The transcript has 7 exons. The record is from RefSeq and is a predicted model, not a curated record. Gene Ontology annotation, cellular component: cytoplasm. Gene Ontology annotation, biological process: L-arginine biosynthetic process; urea cycle. Gene Ontology annotation, molecular function: ATP binding; argininosuccinate synthase activity. Lineage: Eukaryota; Fungi; Basidiomycota; Agaricomycetes; Hymenochaetales; Hymenochaetaceae.
GCUGCGACUCGAGUCUUCUCUGCGUUCCCUAUCCACGCCUGAAAUAUAGUAAAGAAAGGACUUGAUCAUUCUUGGACAAUGUCAUCGACAAAGGGUCGUGUUCUUCUUGCUUAUUCUGGAGGACUUGACACCUCUUGCAUUCUUGCCUGGCUUAUAGAACAAGGCUAUGAUGUGGUAGCAUUCAUGGCAGAUGUUGGACAGGAGGAGGAUUUCGAAGCCGCUCGUGCAAAAGCGCUGAAAGUUGGCGCUAAGAAGUUCGUGCUUGAAGAUCUCAAGCGCGAGUUUAUUACGGAACUCAUAUACCCUGCCGUACAAGCAAACGCUAUCUACGAGAAUGUAUACCUUCUCGGGACUUCUCUAGCUCGUCCAGUCAUUGCGCGCGGCAUGAUGUCUGCAGCAGAAAAGGAGCAGUGCGACUACGUCUCGCACGGCUGCACUGGUAAAGGCAAUGACCAGGUUCGCUUCGAGCUGGCCUUCUAUGGUCUCAAACCUGACAUCAAAGUCAUUGCGCCAUGGCGUCUCCCUGAAUUCUACAACCGCUUUGCGGGUAGAGCUGCGCUACUGCAAUUCGCUGCGGAAAAGGGGAUACCAGUCCAGCAGACUGCGGCAAAGCCAUGGUCGACAGACGAAAACUUGUUCCACAUCUCUUACGAAGCAGGUAUUCUCGAAGAUCCUGAUACGACUCCGCCCGCUGACAUGUGGAAGCUCACCACCUCGCCUGAGGACGCGCCAACGCAGCCAGAGCGGCUGCGCAUUGAAUUCACCCAUGGACUCCCCAGUAAAGUCGUCACUGACCAAAAGACCGUGACUGAUCCAGUUGAGAUCUUCCUCGAGCUCAACUCGCUGGCCCGCAAACACGGUAUCGGCCGAAUCGACAUCGUCGAAAAUCGUUUCAUCGGUGUGAAGAGCCGUGGAUGCUACGAAAGCCCCGGUGCAACGAUCCUUCGAGUAGCUCACAUGGAUCUUGAAGGUCUUACCCUUGACCGCAACGUCCGUCGUCUUCGUGACACAUUCGUUACUCCAGCCCUUAGUCAAAUUCUGUACAACGGCCACUUCUUCACCCCCGAACGCGAAUUCGUUACCGCUUCCAUUCCCGCGAGCCAGCGUACGGUGAACGGCGUCGUUCGCCUCAAGCUGUACAAAGGCAACGUUGUUGUCGAAGGACGUUCUUCCGACGAAGGUCUUUACGAUGAGCACGAGUCCUCAAUGGACGAGCUUGGAGGCUUUGAACCGACUGAUACCACCGGAUUCAUUCAGAUUGAGUCUAUUCGGAUUAAAAAAUGGGCACAAGCGAACAUUCGCAAAGGACAGGCUGGGACGUCGCCCAAGGAUGUCUAUGGAAGUCGUGUAUAAACACAUCUACAUCUACAUUUCAUCUUCAGUAAAAGAACCACAUCCCAUAUAUUCUUUUGUCAGUGUCAUGGCAUUGAAAAUUA